Messenger RNA from Meriones unguiculatus (Mongolian gerbil), 2583 nucleotides. RefSeq names its product CLN8 transmembrane ER and ERGIC protein (gene Cln8). The record is from RefSeq and is a predicted model, not a curated record. Gene Ontology annotation, cellular component: endoplasmic reticulum; membrane. The transcript has 4 exons. Gene Ontology annotation, biological process: lipid homeostasis. Lineage: Eukaryota; Metazoa; Chordata; Mammalia; Rodentia; Muridae. Bases 453 to 1319 code for a protein of 288 amino acids.
GGCCUAAGCCAGUUGUCUGUAGAGGUGCGCGUGCGCAGUGGGUAGUGUUUGCUCAGCGCGCGACAGUGUCGUGGGUGAGUCUCCGACGCUAAGGGAGGAGUGGACCGAAAGCCGGGCACCAGCUGAGGCGGGCACACAAGUGGGCUUGGGGUCCGAGUCUCCCGUGCCACCCCCCGCCAGCAUCCUGUCUGGCUCAUGUCACGAGGUGUGUCCGCGGCGCGGCAGCUCCUAGGAUGGCGAGGCUGAGCAGCUGAUGGGCUGAGUGGCGGCGCCCCCGCUUCUGCUCACCUGAAUGCAGCUUUUCCAAAGCAUGGAACGUGAAGGACAGACCCUAGAGGUUUCGGAUGGAUGCCCGAAGACCCUAGAGACAGCUCCACUGAGAGUGAGGCGUGGUGUCAAGCCAAGCUGCCGGGUGUUGGCGCGGAUACGCCCCUGCCAUCCCAAUUAGGAUCAUGACUCCUGCGGGCAGCCAUGAAGUGGCAGAGAGUGUUUUUGACCUGGACUACACUUCCUGGAAGGUCCGCUCGACCCUAGCGGUGGCCGGCUUUGUCUUCUACCUGGGCGUCUUCGUGGUCUGCCACCAGCUGUCCUCCUCCCUGAAUGCUACCUACCGCUCCCUGGCAGCCAAAGAGAAGGUCUUCUGGAACCUGGCAGCUACCCGUGCUGUCUUUGGCGUCCAGAGCACGACUGCAGGCCUGUGGGCCCUGCUGGGGGACCCUGUGCUCCCUGCCGACAAGGCGCUCGGCCAGCAGAGCUGGUGCUGGUUUCACAUCACCACAGCCACCGGGUUCUUCUUCUUUGAGAAUGUGGCUGUUCAUCUGUCCAACCUGUUCUUCUGGACGUUUGACCUGUUUCUGGUCGUCCACCACUUCUUCGCCUUUCUCGGGUUUCUCGGCUCAAUGGUCAAUCUCAGAGCUGGCCACUAUCUCGCCAUGGCCACUUUGCUCCUAGAGAUGAGCACGCCCUUCACCUGCGUCUCCUGGAUGCUUCUGAAGGCCGGCUGGUCAGGCUCCCUGUUCUGGAAGGUCAACCAGUGGCUCAUGAUCCACAUGUUUCACUGCCGCAUGAUCCUCACCUACCACCUCUGGUGGGUGAGCCUCACGCACUGGGACGCCCUCGUCAGCAGCCUGUACCUGCCUCACUUUGCACUGUUCCUCUGCGGGUUGGCCCUGCUCACAUUCAUCAUCAACCCCUACUGGACACACAAAAAGACUCAGCAGCUUCUCAAUCCCGUGGAUUGGAACUUCGCACAGCCUGAAGCCAAGGGCAGCAGGCAAGAACGGACCAACGGCCAGGUGCCCCAGAAAAAGAGGCUCUAGAACCCAGGGACCAGGUGGAUGAUGCCGGUGGACGAGUGCCCAGGAUUCUGCAGAGCUCCAUACAUAGUGAACAGAUGAGGAUGUGAAUGAGCUUAGACCUAGGUGCAUACUAACUUGUUCUUUAGUAUUAAUUCUAAAGUAGCCAUGAAGUAUCGCUGGGGCCGUGGCUUGUCCGCAGGAGGUCUUUGCCAUCAUGAUCUUCUUCUGGUCUGGCCUCAACCAUCCUGUGUCUGUCAGGGGGCAGUGUCAGGGAAGGAGCCAUGGUGGCUAGGCGUGCAGGCUGCCAAGGAGGCCAGUCUGGAUCAUUGAAAGGAAUGACUAAGAAGGCCCCUAUGUGGGUGUGGACAUGCCUUGUUUGGAGUCAUGUUCUCUUUCAUUGCAAAGAACUGACCCAAGAAAAUGUGAUUUGCUCGUAUUUGCUCAUGAAUACUUCCUAGCAGGUGGAAUUUUAAGCCGGUGGCCACGCACCGCCCUCUAGUGGCAAGAAUCGGAAGGACACAGGGUAAAAGGUGAAAGGUAAAGGGUUCUUUGUGUCUUAUCAGAGUUUGCCCACCCCUCGUGGCACAGUAGAGGCGUGAAAGCUUGUAUUUUGAAAACAAAACCCCUCAAGGAGCCUAAUAACCCCUGUUUUGUUUUGUUUUUUUAAUGAAAACUUUUAGUGAUAUAUUUCUCAAUUGACAGAAUAAGGUGUCUGGCUCUUCGGGCUAUUUCCAAUUGACCAAAGUGGCCAGGCUAGCAUCCAGCUGUGCCCUGUCAAUUUCAGGGCAGGCAGUGAGGACUGCUCCCCUCCAGGCUGUGAGGGGGUGCUGUACCUAGAGUACCCACCCUGAGUUGCUGGGGUCCAGGACAAGCAGCCUGCCUGAUGUGACCCCACGCAAGUGUUCUCGCGGCACUGUUUGUGGGUACGAUGGCCAGGCACCGGCUAGCCACGCUAUUGGCAGACACGAAAACGUUCCCCAGGAGUGUGCAAUUAAAGUACAUUUCAUUUUUGUCAAAACCGCCUUUGAAACGGUGGCAGCUCUGGAAAAUCAUGUGCGACUUCUGCUUGCCGUGGAGCGGCGGCCUCAGCAUAUUUUGACUGAUAGCACUUUAACUUUAUCAGGAUGUAUGAUGCCUAUUUCUUUCUUUCUAAGAAAGCCCUUCCUCUGUGCCCCCAAGAUGCUCAGCUGCAAACCCUGUAGCUCCUGUGUCUGCUUUGUCGAGGCACCAGCCUGGUGGUUUCUAACUGGGCAGGAGUUUAAUAAAGCGACACCUGUUUACAGAA